AUGCAGGCCUGUCCAGCCUCGCUGGGCGCUGCCUCUGGCCUGCCCAGCAGCCUGCGCUGGGGCGCUGAGCGGGGCCCCGCCCAGCGCGCCGGCUUCCCGGGCCAGGGCCCGCUGCCGCGGCGGCGGCGGCGGCAAGCCUCCGACCUGGCCUGCCGCACCGUGGAGCACCACGGCGGGCGUGCCGCCGGCGGCCUGCACGGCGUGGAGCCCGGCGCCGCGGAGGCCGACGUCUUUGGCGCCAACGGCGCCGCCGCCGCCGCCGGCCACGGCCACGCCGGCCCGCCGCCGCCGGCCGCCGCCGCGCGCCCCAGCCUGCCCACCGAGACGUUCAAGCAGCUGCGCCACGCGGUGCUCACCUCCCUGGACAUUGCUGACAACGCGGAGCACACGGUGGACUAUGAGGACGGCAGCGCAGAGGUGCAGGAGGACAUCCUCCUGGAGUCGUGCCCCUCCGCCAAGGAGGUCGGCAAGUCGGUGUUCGAGACGCUGCGCAUUGACCAGGCGGGCAAGACGCGGCGAGUGUAUGUGCGGCGGCGAGACCUGAUCCGCGCCCACGGCCUGCAGCCCCGGGACUUGCGCAGGGUGGACCCAUCCCUCAGCCCCACCAAGGUCUCCCCCAGCGUGACGAUCAAGGAGGAGUGCGUGCUGCUCAACAUUGGCGGCGUGCGCGCUGUGGUCACCGAGGACAAGAGCUGCGCCGCGUGA
Messenger RNA from Chlorella variabilis, 705 nucleotides. RefSeq lists its product as hypothetical. The coding region runs from base 1 to 705 and encodes 234 amino acids. The record is from RefSeq and is a predicted model, not a curated record. Lineage: Eukaryota; Viridiplantae; Chlorophyta; Trebouxiophyceae; Chlorellales; Chlorellaceae. The transcript is spliced from 4 exons.